This is a messenger RNA of Cephus cinctus (wheat stem sawfly), 5294 nucleotides long. RefSeq names its product immunoglobulin domain and leucine-rich repeat-containing protein 2. Gene Ontology annotation, cellular component: plasma membrane. The record is from RefSeq and is a predicted model, not a curated record. The coding region runs from base 968 to 3739 and encodes 923 amino acids. The transcript has 3 exons. Gene Ontology annotation, molecular function: protein binding. NCBI's taxonomy places the organism in Eukaryota, Metazoa, Arthropoda, Insecta, Hymenoptera, Cephidae.
GAGAGAUUGAGCGACUCGGUAAUGGCGACGGCGAUGGUGAAUGGCAAGGGUGACGCGCGCUCACGGUGUAGCAGAAGGAGGAACGGCAGCGCUGUGCGUCGGCGCCGCGCAGUGUUGCCAUUCGGCCAACCAGGAGCCACGAGGAGGCCGCAGCAGUCGGUGUAUACUGCCGCCAGUCAGUCAGUUUUUGUCUCUCGGGUACGCGGCAGCUGCUCGGCCGGGAAGUCUGCCGCCGGGAUGCACGAAUGUGUCAUGUGACACGCGUUAAACGUACCAAAAGCAGAAGAGCUUCAAGAUCGCGUAGUAAAGUAAAGCGUUAAGUUGGCAAAGUAAAGCACGAUGCUCGAAAGCGCGACGUAAACGCGACAUUAUGCUUCCUGUUGUACACGCUGCCACCUGUGCGUCUGUAAAUCGCUCCAGUGGAUAUCUUGCGAACGGUUAGAACAAAAGCUCUCUCGGUUCUCUCUGUCGUCAGGAAUUAGGUAGGUUUGCCGUUUGGCACUUUGAUUCUCAAGACCGAUCGCGGCUGCUGGACUGGUUAAUCGGUCAAAGACGGGCCUCCCUCUCGUAGCCUAUCGAUCCGAUCAGACCUGUUCCUUACGAUUUUACUCACAUCUACUUUUUAUAUUCGUCAUUGUUGUCAUUGUUGCUGUCGUCGUCGUCGUCAUUAUCAUCAUUGAUAGCAGCUGACUUUGUAUAAGACGUAAACAUAGAUGCAAACAAUAAGUCUAUAAGAACGAAAGAGGAUCGUACAGAGAUUAAAAAGCAAGAAGAACAGAAGGAGCACGUGCAACGUUGCAGAGAGAGAGAGAGAGAGAGAGAGAGAGAGAGAGAACGUGUGCGCGUGUGUGUGCGUACGUGCGCGCGGAUGGAUGUGAGAAAAAGAUGAAGAAACUAUAGCGAAGAAGGAACGGAAUGAAAGAUUGGUGCUCUACUGGAUCCAAUCACUUUGCAGGUAUUAGGAGGGAUGAGGGAGCGGGUGGUGGUUCGGGGUACGUGGUGGUCGGUCGUCAUCGAGAUCGUCGUCGCCGUCAACGUCGUCGGUGAGCUGCUGCUGCUGCUCGUGGGGACGACGACCGCGGAUACUUUGCCGCAGUCGUCGUCCCCAUCGCCAUCGGGAGUCGAGGGAAUCGAAUCAUCGCGGAGCCCGUGCAUCGGAAUAAAAGGGUGCGACUGCGGAAAUGGGCCGAGCACGCUGUACUGCGAGAACCGGAGUUUUCUCGGUCUGGGUUUAUCAGCCGAAGUUCGCGACGUCAGCCUGAGAAACGUUCGAGCAUCGACGAUACCAAUCGCGGCCUUGGAAAACAGCAGUAACCUGCGAACACUCUCCUGGACGCGAAGUGGCAUCGAGAUACUCGAACCGGGAGUAUUUAGGGGGACCCCGGAACUCGAGAGACUGGACCUAGGUGAAAACCGAGUGAGCAUCCUCCAGCCGGACCUUCUGCACCCUCUGCGUCGGCUCAAGUACCUAAACCUCACGCAGAAUCGACUUACGAACCUACCGCAGCACAUCUUCCAAGGGCUCGAGUCCCUGGAGGAAGUAUACCUCACGGGAAACCGACUGACUGACGUACCCUACCAAGUGUUCGGACCCGUGAGACUGUUACGAGUGCUCGACGUCUCCGGGAAUUUCCUCGUCUGGCUGCAGGAUCACACCUUCAAGCCUAAUCGCGCCCUACGCGAGCUUAGACUCUCGGAUAACCGUUUGACCAGGUUCCCCUCUCACGUCUUCUCGGAGCUCCGAGAACUCCGAAUCCUCGACCUCCGCGACAACGCGAUCGACGUCCUGCCACGCGGUUUGUUCGCCGAUCUGAGCGCCCUAGAGUUCCUCGACCUCGGUGGCAACCCGAUCUCAAACUUGUCGAAUGUCGCGUUCCAGGGUCUGUCGAGCCUGCGAUGGCUAAGCCUGAGCAACACGAGGCUCUCCGCGGUUCCUCGGGAGCUUUGGAGGCCCGUGCCUCGGCUGCGAGCAUUGCACCUCAGCCGUACCAAAAUAGAGAUUGUCAGGGACGGCGACCUCGCGGGACUCGACGGACUCGAGAGCCUCCUCAUGAGCGAGGCUCCGUUGCGCGAGAUCGGGCCCAAGGCCCUUGACGACACGGCCAACCUACGUAGGAUCGACCUACGCGGCAACCAGCUGGCCUUCCUCCCGGCGAACAUCGCCUCGCUGCCCCUGACGGAGCUGCAGCUCGCGGGGAACCCCUGGGCCUGCGACUGUCGCAUGUUCUGGUUCAUCAAGUGGGCCGAGGACCACGCGCACCGCGCUGCCUUCGACACCGGGCUACGUUGCGCCGCUGGAACUACCCUGGACACCAUUGAUACCCUAAGAUACUUGAAUUGCAGUCCGCCUGUGCUCGCGCGUGCCAGCGCCACCAGGCAGCAUCGUCUCCUGAGCAGGGUACUUCUAGAGUGCGAGUUCCACGGGAAUCCAGCGCCAUCGAUAACCUGGGUGACACCUACGCUCAGGAUUCUACAUUGGAACCCGGAUCCUUCCUUCCCCGAUGCCUUCGUCAAGCAUCCUCCUGCGCACCAUCCGAACGACCUCAAGAAUCCGCCCAGCGUCCGGCUCGACGACCGAAUAACACUCUACGACAACGGGUCUCUCUACAUCAGCCAGCUGCUGCGGCAGGACGUCGGACUCUACAAGUGCUUCGCCGUAAAUCCCAUUGCCAAUGCCACGACCUACGUCACACUUCACAUGGAUCCCAUUACCUAUCACCAGAUCAAGAUCAUCAGCAUCGGAGUUGGCGCCGCCAGUGCCGCCGGAUUUCUCCUGCUCACUCUCUUUGUUCAGUUCCUGAGAUAUCUCUUCGAGAGAUGCGGCUGCAAUAGGUGGUGCCUCUGCUGCCGUCGUGUCGGCGUGACACCGCGCGCCAAGCAGAUCUACCAGAUGCUCGACAACAUCGAGCAGUACAAGAGCCAGCAGCUGGAGAGGCUUCGCGAGAAUUACACUCAGCAGGUUCACAGGAUAAAGGACAACUGUGCACAGCAAAUCGAGUGGAUUCGCGACAGCUACGAGGGUCAAAUGCGACACAUACGAGACAUUCGGGACUACGGGACCAGUCACCUGACUUCCCUGCGCGAUCAGUAUUACGAUCAGGUCAAAAGGGUACGCGACUACUCGACGGGACAGCUCAAUUGGGUCAGAGAGAACUACGUCUUCCAGCGUAACAAGAUACGAAAGUUCAGUGCGCAUCAAGUAUUACGUUUGCGCGAGAGCUACAAGUACCAGCAGCAAACGUUGAACAAGGUGCUCGAGAAUCUGCCGAAUCUCUACUUUGACAACUGUCGAAGUGGUUCCUGCGGCAAGAGUGACUCCAUGGUCUUUGACCCAAGCGACAUCGUCGGGAUGGACACCUACUUCAAGGCGAAGCUCAACGACCUGGCCGCUGGAUUUAGUCUCGAUGACGUAAACAGCGAGUACUACACGCCUACGGAGAUGUCGAGCAGUCCGCACGGAAUGGCUGUGAUCGAAGGGUUUCAUAUCAAUUACAUCGAAGACGGGCCACCCGCGCCGAUCCCGCCGAUCCCACCGAUCCCGCCGAUCCCGCCCUCGACGCUUCUUCGUCGGAUUAAGGAGUUCGAAAGUGGCCACGCGAGCGGGUUGGCUCGACAGCCGAUCUUCCGUGGCACCAGUGCCGAAGCUCUGCCCGAAGACUUGUCAGACUCCCCGGAAGGACUUGGACUCUUGGCGCCGAGUAUCAGCCUACCGGAUCUUCCACGUGAAACCAGACUCUAGUACAAAAGCGCAUGCAACGAAACAAGCUUUUCCCUCCUGAGAUUUCGUCAACGUGACACAGGAGAAGGCAGUAGUGUUCCCUCGGGCUUGUAGUCGGUGACAACUGCGAUCGCAGUGACGAUUGUGAUGCUUGGUGCUGACAGAGAGGUGGCCGGUGGCGGUGAUAGUAGUGUUUAUGGUGAGGGGGCGGGGGGCGGGGGGGGGUGAUCGCGGCGAUGGAGAACAUGGUAGACGUGAUAGUAGUGAUAGUGUCGAGGAACGGUGUAUCGUCCUCUCGCAAUCAAUGUGAUUUGCCUUUGGUGAGAGAAGUUUCCUAGUCGAGGCGGAGAUACGGAAAUUAAGAUAAUCGAGAGAAAGGACGAUGGAAGAUAAAAAAAAAAACAAGCAUGCGAGCCAUUAAGUGCCAAGCCACGCAUCUAUGAUCUGAGAAAAGCAGAAGGAAAUAUGGGAGAGCGCACGUUAAACGUAGAAAAAAAAAAAAAAAAAAAUUGCGGACAGUUUCCAAGGAGAAGAGGCCCUUGAGCAUCCAGUGCACCGCGAUCGCGCAUUCCGUAUCGACGAGGGUGGCGACGUCGCGAGAAACCUUGGAAACUGUCCGCCUCAGUGUUAUCGUUGACGACUUGAAGAAUUCUUCGCCAUUAAAACAAUUUAUAAUUUCUAAUGAUAUAUUUGUAUACCUAGGCGUCAAUUUCGUAAGGUUGAAAAUUCCUAUUGAUUUCACUGUAAAUAGCGAGCAUAUUAAUGAAUGACUGAUUGCAUACGCGCGCACGUGCGCACGUAUACAUUUGCGCUUGUUAAUCGUAUGCAUAUUGGGAGAGCAAAUACGAAAAGAGCGAAUCAGUAGGUGAGGUGAGACGUGAAGGAAGAAAGUAUUCGUUGAAUCGAUAAUCGAGCAGGUUCAUAAUUCAAUCAAGAAUUUAUUGCGAAUAUCUCUUUAUCGAGAGCUAAUAUUUUCCGGUUUCGGUGACUGUUCGUCGCAACUAGCUGAUGGAGGAAAAAUUGUUUAAUCGAUAAACAAAGACAAAGUUAUACACGAAUGAGAGAUUAUAAGCACUGUGAAAAGGGAAUGAAACCUGAGUGUGAAGAAAAAAAAAGGAAAGAAGAAAAAAAAAACAAGAAAAUAAGAACGGACACCGUACGUAAUAUCAUUGAACACCUACCAUAUCUUCACAAUUGUUAUCUCUGAAAGCAAUUAGCACCAGAUAGUGUUUAUUCGUAAGAUUGUGAAUAAGCACGGAGAAUGCAGCCUCUUACUUAAGAAGCUCCGUGGAGAAGCGAUAUGGGGAUAUGCGCGCGCACGUCACGUGCAGCCGCAAAAGGUUUUCUCUUGAACCAUCCCCGUUUGAGCGUACGCGAGAACCAGUAAUAAUUCCUAAGAAACGACAAGCUUCUCGUCUAAAUAUAAACGACGACGAGAAUGGCUAGGAAGACGCCGGAGCGGCUACAGCGAGCGAGCGUCGAAGAUAACCUAAAAGUGCGAAAAUACACGUCAGCAUACCUCUGACGUCGAGUCACGUGGGCACGGCAGUAGAAUUUUUUUUUUUUUUUUUUUUUU